Molecule: messenger RNA, 663 nt
Organism: Aspergillus nidulans FGSC A4
Lineage: Eukaryota; Fungi; Ascomycota; Eurotiomycetes; Eurotiales; Aspergillaceae
Exons: 2
Coding region: 1-663 (220 amino acids)
Source: RefSeq, a predicted model, not a curated record
AUGGAAGAAGAAAGUGUCACAUUGUUGCUACAGCAGCUCCAGGAGCUCCGUACGGAGAUGCGGACUCAGAAACAACAGCUCCCAAGAAGAGGAAUAACAGCUUACGGGCGGAACUACAGCUAUCCCCGUCCUCGUCACCCGGAUGUCGAACCCUUUACUGGAGAAGACCCUAAGGACUACCCUCCUUUCCAGAUGAACCUUCAUACAAAGUUUGCAAUCGACGCCGCCUGCUACCCUACAGAGGAGGAACAAGUUUACUAUGCCUACAGCCGCCUGAGAGGAAAAGCCAGCCAGCGUGUGCUACCAUGGCUCUUGGCUCGCCAGAAAUCUGAGACUCCUGUGCUAUGGGCAGAAUUCUCCGCGGUACUAGACAAGGCCUUCAGUGACCCUGACCGACAGAGAAAGGCUCUUGUACAAGUGAAUACAAUAAAGCAAGGGAGAUGUGACUUUGAAGAGUUCUUGAAUGAAUUUGACAAAGAACUUCUUAAUGCUGGAGGGAUUAAUUGGGAUGAUAACCAGAAGAAGGCCUUGUUGGACACAGCAAUUAAUGUUGAGUUGCUAAAAGCCAUGGUUGGUAUUAGGCAGGAGGAUUCGUACGACAACUACUACAAUCAACUGCGCGAAAUCAACCACAACCUCCAGAGAGUGGCCAGGCUUACAUGA